Triticum turgidum subsp. durum (durum wheat) is the source of this 1881-nucleotide messenger RNA. The record is from the annotation of a GenBank genome assembly. Lineage: Eukaryota; Viridiplantae; Streptophyta; Magnoliopsida; Poales; Poaceae.
AUGGGCAAGAAGGGAAGCGGCUGGAUCACUGCACUCAAGAAGGCCUUCACCACAAACCCCAAGGACAAGCCAACAAAUGUGCAGCUGGUAGCGCAGUACCCGCCGCAGCAGCCGCCGCCGCAGCCGCAGCAGCAGUACCGGGGGAGCGCGAGGGACAAGAAGCGAUGGGGGUUCGGGCGGUCGCGGCAGCACGCCGACCCGGCGCCGCUGAUGAGCAUCCCGCUGUACCGGCAGCCGAGCAGCAUCGAGAAGAUCCUGGGCGACGCCGAGAUGGAGCGGCAGUACUACGCCAGGCCGCCGGCGCAGUACCAGAUCGCCCCCGCCAAGCCCACCACCGCCACCGUCGCCGCCACGGCGCCGGCCACGCCCGCGGCGCGCGAGCGGGAGCGGGAGUGGGGGCGUGAUCGCGAGCGAGAGCGCGACGCCGGCGGCGACAAGCAGCAGCGGCAGCAGCAGCCUGCGGCGAUGCUCCAGCUGCCUGCGCCGCCGUCCUCGCCGCCGCCGCUCAUCCGGCGGUUCGACCACGAUAGGGAGCAGCAGCAGAGGCUGCAGCGGCUGCAGCAGGGCAGGGCCGAGAUGGCCGAGUGGCGGCAGCCGCAGCAGCAUACCAGAACACGGGCGAGGCAGCGGGCCGUGGCGCCGGAGCAGGCCCGCGCGGCCGCGGUCGCGAUCCAGGCCGCCUUCCGGGGCUACUCGGCGCGCCGGAGCUACCGGUCGCUGCGCGGCCUGAUCCGGCUACAGGCGGUGGUGCGCGGCCCCAGCGUGCGGCGGCAGACGGCGCACGCGAUGCGGUGCAUGCAGACGCUGGUGCGCGUGCAGUCCCAGGUCCGCGCCAGCCGCGUGGAGGCCAUGGAGCGGCGCAACGACCGCCACGGCGCCAUGCUCCGGGACGGCCGCCGGUGGCGCUCCGGCUCGCAGGACGGCGGCAUGUGGGACGACAGCCUGCUGAGCCGGGACGAGGCGGACGCGAGGACGAAGCGCAAGGCGGAGGCCGUGAUGAAGCGCGAGCGCGCCCUCGCCUACUCCUACUCCCACCAGGUGAUGAAGUCGACGCCGAUGGCGGCCCACGCGAUCCUGGCUGACCUCCAGUCGGGCCGGAACCCAUGGUGGUGGUCGCCCAUCGACCGCAGCAGCCACGAGCGCGAGUACCCCCGCCACGUCGAGCCCGCCGUCAGCCGGCCCAGGCCCACGCCCGCCGUCGCGCGCCGCGAGAUGAACAUGAGCAUGAUGACGCCGAUGUCCACCGCCGGGCACCGCGAGAUGAACAUGAACAUGAUGACGCCCGUGUCGACGGCGACCGCGCACCGCCAGAUGAGCAUGCCGACGCCGAUCUCGACGACGGCCGCGCACCGCCAGAUGAGCAUGGCGACGCCGAUGACGACGGCCGCGAACACGCCGGCGCGGUCGGUGGUGUCGGCCUACUACAAGCAGCCCAGCAAGCCCUCGCGGGGCGCGCGAGGAGCGCCAGCGCCGCCGUCGAGCCACGGCGGAGGCGGCAGCGUCCGCGACGACGAGAGCCUGACGAGCUGCCCGGCGUUCGGCGUGCCUAACUACAUGACGCCGACCAUGUCGGCGUCCGCCAAGGCCCGGGCGCGCGCGCACCUGCUGCAGCAGCAGCUGGACAAGGAGCGGCGCGCGGCGGAGCAGAAGCCCAGGUUCUCGUUCGGGCUCGGGCAGAGCAUCGGGAGCUGGGCCAAGAGCCCGUUCUGGCGGGGCGCCGGCGGCGGGGACCAGUCCGCCGCGCCGUCGCGAGUGGGCACGCCGGCGGCGUCCACGGCGGGCGGAGGGGGCCGGCACAAGCACCGGCGGUCCGUCAGCGGGCUCAGCGUCGACUCCACCGUGUCCAUGCCGGCCGGCGUCGGCCGGCGGUCGUUCAAGUAG